CUCAUCUCUCUUUUUCUUUCCAUUUGUUUGUGACAAAUUAAAAUGGAUGUUUAUAGCAUCAAAUCAUAUGCAUACUCAAAGAUAGAAAUGGAAGAUCCAGAGGAGAUAAAGAGCCGAAAAGCGCAAUUCUUGAUCUAUAAAUCUUUGGAAAAGGUAGACAGUUCAAUCCGAAAAAGCCGAAAACCGUCUUGGCUGAAAGUAAAGAUAUUUAAGCUAAAGAUCAAGGUUGGAAAGAAGAUGAAAAAAUUGAAGAAAAACUUGUUGGUUGUAAGUAGGUGUGGAGUUGCAAGAGUUGGUGUUCUUCAACAAUGGAAACGUUUGUUUACUGUUAGACAAGCAAUGCUCAAGAUCCCAACUGUAUUUUCUUCUAUUCAAUAAGCAAGCAUGUUCAUUUCAUUUCUUUUAAGUUUUGACUUUUUUUUUAUAUACAAAAAGAAAUGAAAGAUGAUCUCUUCACUGUUUUAUUCCGAAUUCCAGAUUCACCACUUUUGUUAAAAUUCAAACAAAUACUAUAUAUUUUUGUGUGUAA
This is a messenger RNA of Erigeron canadensis, 529 nucleotides long. RefSeq lists its product as uncharacterized. The record is from RefSeq and is a predicted model, not a curated record. The transcript has a single exon. The coding region runs from base 43 to 378 and encodes 111 amino acids. Lineage: Eukaryota; Viridiplantae; Streptophyta; Magnoliopsida; Asterales; Asteraceae.